CUCUCCUGUUAUCUCCUUGAACACAUGCUUAGCAUAUCAUCAUUUCUUCUUCCAGAUCCUUUUUUUCUCCCCCCCCCCAACAAAAACAAGAUUCUCUUGGGAAUUGAAUCCAAGUGAAUCUUUCCCCUCUGCUCUGCUAAUUGAUUAAAGCCCUGUUUCGAUUUUUUUUUCUGGGGGGAAAUUUUUAAAAAUCUGGGGAAUUAAGAAAGCGGGGAAUCUUGAUGAUCAACCAGUUUUAUUUCAUCGCCGAAUUUCAUGUCUGCAAUUCUCAGUGAAUUGUUCCUUUCCGGUUGUAUGAUAAAUUCCACAUACAGGCGGAGAACCCAUUUGGUGCAAUCUUUCUCUGUCGUUUUCCUCUACUGGUUUUACUACAUUUCAUGAUUUAUUUCCUUCUUGAUCCGAAAUUAUUAAUCAACCCUCCUACAUAUAAAUAAAAUCCCCCAAAAAAAAAACCAAAAAUUUAAUUUAGUUAAACAAUACCCAUAUUUUAAUUACCCAUAUUUCUCUGUUCGUUCUGGAAAUCGGGUUCUUGCUUGUGGUGGUAGUUGUCGAUCAGAGCGAUGAUGAUGAUGAUGGCGGCGUGCAGCGGCACGUCAUCGCCGGGAUCGAGUGUGCUGCAGAGCAAUUCCGGGUCGGAGGAGGAUCUCCGGCAGGUGAUGGACCAGAGGAAGAGGAAGAGGAUGAUAUCGAACCGGGAAUCGGCGAGGAGGUCGCGGAUGCGGAAGCAGAAACACCUGGACGAUCUGACGGCGCAGGUGGCUCAGCUGAGGAAGGAGAACGCCCAGAUCUUGUCCUACAUGAACGCCUCCACCCAGCGGUACCUCAACGCCGAGGCCGAGAAUUCCAUCCUCAAGGCGCAGGUGGCCGAGUUGACUCACCGCCUGGAAUCGCUGAAUGAGAUCGCGGAUUUCUUGGAUAAUCCUCUUCCGCCUCCUCCGGACAGCUGCGGCGGCGGGUUUGGGUUCCCCGGCGAACAGAGCGCGUACAAUGACGGCGUUUUCCUGGGGCAGAACGAGUCUCCUCCGGUGUUUAACGAUGGGUUUUUCGUGAACAAUAACUCGUGGAAUUUCAUGGUGGCCAACCAGCCCAUUAUGACGCCUGCCUCUGCAGACAUUUUGCAGUACUGAUGAUCGAAUUAUUGGAGGGAGAAAAAGAGAGAGAGAGAGAGAAAUGUGUCUGUAUUGGUGUCAUCAAUGAUUCUUGAUUAAGGAAGGAAUAAAAAUGCUUGUCUUUUUGGUCUGAAUUUGAUGCAUGUAGGUGGUGGGCGGGUUUAACGUUGUAUUUUAUUGGAUUAUAUAUUAAGUCUAUGUAAUUAUUAUGUCUGGUUUUAAUGUUUUCUUUGUCAUAAACAUCAUCAAUUGUG
Cuscuta campestris is the source of this 1363-nucleotide messenger RNA. NCBI's taxonomy places the organism in Eukaryota, Viridiplantae, Streptophyta, Magnoliopsida, Solanales, Convolvulaceae. The record is from the annotation of a GenBank genome assembly.